Messenger RNA from Lampris incognitus (smalleye Pacific opah), 1677 nucleotides. It is a transcript of the gene sfrp2l, whose product is annotated as secreted frizzled-related protein 2 like. The record is from RefSeq and is a predicted model, not a curated record. Gene Ontology annotation, molecular function: Wnt-protein binding. The transcript has 3 exons. Gene Ontology annotation, biological process: canonical Wnt signaling pathway; non-canonical Wnt signaling pathway; negative regulation of canonical Wnt signaling pathway. The coding region runs from base 96 to 1133 and encodes 345 amino acids. Lineage: Eukaryota; Metazoa; Chordata; Actinopteri; Lampriformes; Lampridae.
UCUUAUUGACACCUCUUGGGCAGGUCAAGUCUAGACGGGGAGGCAACAGGGUCAGCGCCGCUUUGUUCCCCGCACCCUACAGCAGCAAUCGCAGCAUGGCUCCGGUUGUGCAACUACUUUGCGUUACACUCGUGUGCGUGGCUUAUUCGGCCUGCGACGGUCCGUCCCAACCCGCCGGUUUCCGCUCCUCCGCUCGCUCGGCGUGUAAACCCAUACCCAGCACGCUGUCUCUGUGCCACGGCGUAGGCUACCGGCAGAUGCGGAUCCCCAACCUGCUGGGCCACGACUCGCUGAGGGAGGCCCAGCAGCAGUCGGCGGCCUGGCUGCCGCUGGUCUCCAAGCUUUGCCACCCCGACACGAAGAAGUUCCUGUGCUCGCUGUUCGCGCCGGUGUGCCUGCCGGAGCUGCCCGAGGCGGUGCGGCCGUGCCGGUCCCUGUGCGAGGCGGUGCGGGCCGGCUGCCUGCCCGUCAUGAGCGCCUUCGGCUUCCCGUGGCCCGACAUGUUCAACUGCACACGGUUCCCGCGCUCCACGCACCUCUGCGUCCCGCCGAGCGGAGAGCCCGACGGGGAGGAGGAGGAGGAGGAGGAGGUCCGACAGCAGGAGGCGGCGAGAGGGAGUGUUAUCUGUGAUGCCUGCAGUCUGGCGGCUGAAGGAGAGGCUGACAUCCAGGACAACUUCUGUCGCAGCCCAUACGCCUUUAAGCUGCGCCUGGGUAGCAUGUCUAUGGUUGGAGCAGACCGUCAGCUUGUUCCCCACGGCCGGAGUCGCAUCCUGAGGUGGGCCGGUGGCGGGGCAGAGAAGGCUGAGGGGGUCGGCGGGGCGAUGGCGCACAGUGCUCUGUGGCUGCCAGAGGGGGGCACCUGCACAUGCCCCGGCCUGGACCCUACAGGGCUGGAAGGAAAACUGGAGGCGGAGAAAGAAGAAGUCCCGUGGAGAGAAGGAGAGAGGUCUGAGGGAUCAAGAGGAAAAGGCAAGGACGGGAGGGGGAUGCCAGGAGGUUGGUACCUGGGCUUGGCUCAGGCUGAGGAGGGGAGGCUGGUGCUGACCCGGCUGGUGAGAUGGAACAAGGAAGACAGAGAGCUGAAGAAGUUCAUCAGGGCUCUCCUGAAACAACCCUGCUCAGAGCCAUAGAUAGAGUUAACCUUUUGUUGUUUUCGGUGGCGUCCAUGUUUUGUUGUUGUUUUUGUUUUGUUUUUUUAAGCCAUGCUGUUGGUAGGCUUGGCAUACAGCACAGGGAAUUUGCAUGCCAAUGUGUCCUAGACAGAGUUAAUCUACAAAUGCAUUUCAGCUUCUCUACUUGCAAAGGCAAUCUUAAUUAAUUAUCAAGAACUGGUUACAAUAGCUCCACCCUUUGGGUGAUCUAUGGGAUGACAAGAGCACAGGGUUUUUGUCAUACUACAUUUAUAGCCCUCAGCGGUCCCCCUCUUCCACAUGUUUGAUCAGCUAAACAAUCAAUCAGCAUCGCUUCUUCAAGAGGGGGACAAUUGACAAUUGAUACAGUGAAACUCAGAAACGAAAAAUGACAAGAUGUAUCUGAUGAGACAGACAUGGAAACAGAUGCUGACGUAUUAGACAAAACAUAAUUAGUGACAUCCAUGUUAGUCUGCCACUGCUGUUCUAUGGUUGUUACCAGGCAACUUGUGCUUGUUUGUAAUUUGUAGCUCCACCCCUCUGC